Molecule: messenger RNA, 1251 nt
Organism: Morchella sextelata
Lineage: Eukaryota; Fungi; Ascomycota; Pezizomycetes; Pezizales; Morchellaceae
Exons: 4
Coding region: 1-1251 (416 amino acids)
Source: RefSeq, a predicted model, not a curated record
AUGAAUAAUGAACGUCAUUCCAGUACCAAGAAAACACCGUAUCAGAUUAUGUUUAAGCAACAGAUGGAAUACCACGGUACUCUGGUUCUCGAGAGAUCAGAAAUUGAAAUCGAGUAUGAAGUAGAGGCUCUGGUGGUUAAGAAGAAUCGGAAGCGAUGCCGGCUGUUCAUUCUCCGUAUCAAGGACCUUGGUAUAAGGUUCCUAACACCGACCAGGUUUGAGAAAGGUGAUACGGUGGCAGUUAAGAUUCCAAGAAAGCACCGCAAUGCCACAGACCCGAGCAGAUUCUUCUGCAUCAUCCGUCACAAGCCGCACCCCGACAGAUAUCAGCUUCAAUGUAAGUACGGUAUCCUAAGAGAGUACUAUCCAACUCGCGAAAUGGAAGUAGUUCCACCAACAUUCGAUAACGGAAUCAAUGCUGAUACCCCAACGACAUUGAUUACAUUGGCCGCUGCCUUCAGGAGAAGCAUUUCCGACUCAGUCAAUCCACCAACCGCCGCUACCCGUUGUGACUGUAGGCGGGUGUGCAACACCCGCUACUGUGCUUGUUUUAAACAGAACGAACCAUGCAGUGCAGGCUGUUACUACACCAAGGCAGGAGGAAAGAGUCCCUGCAAGAACCCGUUUAAGAUACAUGAGAAUGUCGAGGAGGAGGUGGCGGAGGAAGAAGGGGAAGAGGACGACGGGGAAGAGGAAGACGGGGAAGAGAAUGAAGCGAUGGACGAUGUCAUAGAGGACACUAUGCUUACCUUAGAGGAGAAUAUUCGUUCUAGAAUUGAGUCGCCUAAAUUUCGAGAACUCAUAUCCUACCUCAUUGUGAACUAUAGGAGCAAUCCCUUAAUCCAGAAUUUUCGGAACAGGAGACCUGCUCGCAUCAGUGGUAGGAGAGUCAACGUGGUCAGAGAGGAUAUUGAAAGUCAGAUGAAAACUCUUCCGGGGGGCUACUACACUCAAGCACGCUCAAGCUUAGGAGCUCUUGUAUUCGAAGACUUUGGUAGUAAUCACAGGCAGAACCUAGAAGCUGCCAUGAUAUUAGGGGGUGAUAAUAAGGCUCUUUCCUAUGCCAUCUGUACUGAAGUGAUUACACCCGCUAUCAUUGUUGAAUUCAUCAAGGAAGAUAUGAAUAUUCAGAACGAAGACGCAUGGGCUCUUUUGAAGAACAAGAGCGCUGUUGAAUAUGGAGAAUUUUCAGCCUACGAGGAGAUCUAUCAGGACAUGCAGGUGAGGAAGAACAGGGGAAGACAUUCUUGA